AUGAACUACCGAAUAAUCGCCAUAGCGUUGCUGGCUACGCAGUUGGGAUGGAUCGAUGCCGCCAGUGACUGCAGUACUCCUCCAGCAGGUUUUGUUAAAAACUUGAUUCAGUGCUGCAGGAAGCCGAAACCGAACCUGGGCGCCUAUAGUCGUGAAUGUCCCAAUAUAGGAGAUGGUUUUCCAUCAUCAAAUCUGGAUAAAGUGGAGUGCUUGUUCAAAGCGGCCGACAUUCUAAAUGGAGAGCAGCUGAAGAUGGACAACGCUCGUAAAAUGUUCAACAAGCUCAACCCCAACGAUCCCGUGUUUGCCAAUGCUUUGCUUGUCAGUUUUGAAAAAUGUCAGUCGGUUGUUAAGGCCCGCAUAGCUAAAAUUCAAACAAGAAGACCUACACUAUCAGCCCCUCAACCGAGUGUGGUGACCAGAAAAAUGAUUCUGAUUGGCUACCUGACUUGUGUUGGGCAAGAACUGCCUCUUAACUGUCCGCCUAAGUUAUGGAUAUCUUCGAAUGAAUGUGAGAUAACCAGGGAAUAUAUAACCAAUUGUUAA
Messenger RNA from Bactrocera tryoni, 546 nucleotides. RefSeq lists its product as uncharacterized. NCBI's taxonomy places the organism in Eukaryota, Metazoa, Arthropoda, Insecta, Diptera, Tephritidae. The record is from RefSeq and is a predicted model, not a curated record. The transcript has 3 exons. The coding region runs from base 1 to 546 and encodes 181 amino acids.